This is a messenger RNA of Rhododendron vialii, 1619 nucleotides long. RefSeq names its product WD repeat-containing protein RUP2. Gene Ontology annotation, molecular function: protein binding. The coding region runs from base 149 to 1291 and encodes 380 amino acids. Lineage: Eukaryota; Viridiplantae; Streptophyta; Magnoliopsida; Ericales; Ericaceae. The transcript has a single exon. Gene Ontology annotation, biological process: response to UV-B. The record is from RefSeq and is a predicted model, not a curated record.
AAUUGUCCACAUCACAUAAACCCAGUUUAGUUACACAACGGUACCUUGUCAUUGGCUGAAAGAAACUCAAAGCCACACCUCCUCCACCCCAGCUCCCACAGACAAAAAAAGUCAAAUACAAUACACCCUCAAUUCAUAUGAAUGGGCAAUGAACAAAUUCCCAACCCACUCCCAUCCCCAAACCGAACCACAGAACCCAAACCCACACCAAGAACCAAACCCAGAAGAAAACGAAAAAGAAUCAGAAGCAGAGAAACCCAGGCGUGAAUGGGACUUCACUCUGUCCACGGUUAUUUCUUCCAGCGCCGCCACCGGAGCCGUCUCCAACACCGUCGGUGUCAUCGAAUUCGAUCCCUCCGGUGCUCUCCUGGCCACCGGAGGGAUUGCCCGGAAAAUCCGUGUCUACGACUUCAAAACACUAUUAAUUGAGAAUGAAGUGGCUGUUUUAGACCACAACAGCGCUUGUGACUUUUGCAUAUGUACUCCGGCCAAGCUGAGCAGCCUCCGUUGGAAACCCGGCUCGGGCGGGCGGGUCGUUGGUUCGGGGGACUACGACGGGGUCGUGACCGAGUACGACCUCGAGCGGAGAGUGCCCGUCUUCGAACGCGACGAGCACGGCGGGCGGCGGGUGUGGAGCAUGGACUACUCGCAUUUGGACCCGGUGCUGGGCGGGUCGGGCUCGGACGACGGGACCAUGCAAAUGUGGGACCCGCGCUGCGACGGGGGCAGAUGCGUGGCCCGCGUCCAACCCAGCGUCGGACGGAGCUCCGUUUGCUGCGUGGAGUUUAACCCCUUCGGCGGCGCACUGGUGGCCGUCGGAUGCGCCGACAGGAAAGCCUACGGCUACGACGUCAGAAAGAUGGCGGAUCCCGUAACGGUGUUCGACGGGCACUCGAGGGCCGUGUCGUACGUCCGGUUCCUCGACCACCGAACGGUGGUGACGUCGGGCAUCGACGGGUGUUUGAAGAUGUGGGACACGGAGGAUCAAGGCCCGAUUCGCACGUACAAGGGGCACGUGAACAGCCGGAGAUUCGUCGGGUUAUCGGCGUGGAGGCGGGGCGGUUUGCUGGCUUGCGGGUCGGAAAGCAACGAGGUCUUCGUGUAUGACAAGAGGUGGGGCGAGCCCAUUUGGGUUCACGGGUUCGAGCCGGCAGGUGAGCCGGGGUGCGACCGUGGGUUCGUCAGCAGCGUCUGUUGGAGGCAGGAGGGAGAGGAUGGGUGCACCCUUGUGGCCGGUGGGUCGGACGGGGUUUUGCAGCUGUUUGAGGGUAAGAGGAAGUUGUUUUUAUGAGGUGAGAUUUUUGGUUGGAAGAAACUUAUUUACAGAGUGACGCAAUUACAGUCGUUCAUUCGCACAAUCAAUAGUUGCGAUUUGUUUUCAAUUUUGAUCUGUCACGAUUAAUUGUUACUGGUCACAAUUGGUUUUCAAUCCAGAUCGUCCAAAAAUAAUUUGGAUGCACGUGAUUGGAUUCCGUAAAUCCUUAUUUACAGAAAGCUCUGUAAAAACGUUUUUCGGUUUUUGGUUAUAUGUUUUUACAAAUUAAUUCAUGAUUUGAGAAUAUUGGAUUUAGUUACUGAUGAUAUAUAAAGUUUGAAAACUUCAAUCAAAGAGAGAGAUA